Molecule: messenger RNA, 447 nt
Organism: Drosophila takahashii
Lineage: Eukaryota; Metazoa; Arthropoda; Insecta; Diptera; Drosophilidae
Source: RefSeq, a predicted model, not a curated record
AUGGAUUGCUUUUUGAAGACCCAGCUGAAGAGGGAUAUGCUGUCGCAGGACACACCACUACCCAUCUACUUGGCCUACAGGAAACCGCGCAGCGUUAGUCCUCCGAGCCGAAGAAAGCUGUUUAAAAUGAGUAGGGCUAACCGAGCUUCCGAGUCCACAAGUGCGCUAAUUCAGGCCAUUCGCGAAAGCCGGUCCAGAAACGCGGGGCAACCCAGGUUAAGAUCCUACGACGAUGAGCUGCGGGACAUAGCGGACGCCAGCCAUCAGAAUCGCGAGCAAAGGGAUAUGGAUCGGUUUUUGAACAUCAAACUUGGACGGGAUCGGUUGCCGGAGGACACGCCGCUGCCCAUAUACUUGGCCCAUCGCGAGCGCAGAAGCCCGAGUCCCGAGAGCAAGUGGGAUAAGGAAAAACCUUAAAAUUAUGAGUUUCUUUAUUUUGAUUUAAAA